GGGGGCUCUGCAGUGGGGCUGGCUAGCCCUGCCCGACAGUGGGAAGGAUCCUGCAGGCACUUGCUGGGCAGUGGGAGGAGUCAGGCAGACCAUAUCCAGUCCUACCUGCAGCACUUGCUUGCCUGGCAGCUGCUCCUGAAUGGAUUCCAGUGAGUUCCCUGGCUCUUUAGGGCCACUGUCUCUUCCUGACAAACCAUUGAUUGGUGACCUCCCGGCAGACAUGGAGUUUGGGGAGGAUUUACUUGCUUCCCAGACGGCUUCCAUCCCGCAGGCCUCAGCAGCUCGGUCUCAAGAGAUGGAAUGGGAAGCAGCCAGACAAACUGCUUCAGACGGCAGCUUCGACCUGGGCUUGGCGGAAGCAGUGGACGUGUCAGAGCUCCGCAAGCCUGACAGCCUGGCCCUUGAGAAACCUGGUGCUUUGGAGGUCAUGGAGAAGCCGACCCUCCUGGACAGUUUGAGCAAAGAAGAUGAUGCGGUGGCUCUGGAGAAGCCGGAGGACGUGGACAGCUUGUACAAGGCAAGCGCCUCUGCGGAGCCCGAGGAUGGCCCCAGGGACUCUUCUGCCUCAGGAGCCGAAGCCCUUGUGCCCGAGGUUUGGGAAGAAGAAGGUGCCUCAAAAGUGGACUCUGACGGCUCCAAAGAGGGUCAGGUGGAGAGCGCAGCCUCCCUUCCCGACAGCGGUGCCGUGGAAUUGCCAGAUAUGGUGGAGGUGAGCGGCACACCGCCCGCCCCGGAGCCCGCCACCUCGCCCGGCAGCGCCCCAACCAGUCCCCGGCUGGCCAAAAAGGCCCGGUUGAAAUCCCCCAGGAAGAGCUCGCCGGUGCAGAGGGAGGACGCGGCAGCCUCGGCAGAGGACGGGAAGGAGGCCGUCCUCAACAGCGCUUCUGACCCCGCCCCUGAGCCGGCAGUGGGCCGUCUGGCUGAAGCGGAGAGGGAGAGCAGCUCCAGCCAGAGGGAACCUGCCAAGUCCAAGGCACGCGAGGCGGAGCAGUCGGCUGCGCAGCCAGGAGAAGGUCCUGGUGCGAAGGGGAGUGAGCAGCCGGCUGAAAAGGAGCAGAAAAGGAGUGAGAGAGCAAGGAGAGCUGAGGUGUCACGGCCGGAGACUGUCAACUCCUCUGAGAGCAUCCCCGUCUCCGAUGAGGAUUCAGACGCCAUGGUGGACGAUCCCAAUGAUGAGGACUUUGUCCCCUUCCGCACCCGCCGGACCACUCGGAUGUCCCUGCGCAACCAGAUGGCCCAGCGGGCGGCCCGGUCCACUGUCACCAAGAUGACUUGCGCCAACUGCCGGACACCGCUGCAGAAGGGGCAGACUGCCUAUCAGCGCAAGGGCCUCCCUCAACUCUUCUGCUCCAGCUCCUGCCUCACCACCUUCUCCAAAAGGCCUCUCACCAAGAGGAACUGCACCUUCUGCAAAAAGGAGAUUUGGAACACCAAGGACUCUGUGGUGGCCCAGAUUGGCUCGGGCAGCUCUUUCCAUGAGUUCUGCACCUCGGUGUGCCUCUCGCUCUACGAAGCCCAGCAGCAGAGGCCGGCACCGCCGGCGGCAGACGCCUCGGACACGGCCCGCUGCAGCGUGUGCUACAAAGCCGGCGAGAUCCAGCACGAGGUCAGCAACGGGAACGUCGUGCACCGCAUCUGCAGCGACGCCUGCUUCACCAAGUUCCGUGCCACGAAGGGGCUGAAGACCAACUGCUGUGACAACUGCGGCCUCUACCUGUACAACAAGGGGCUGCCGCUGGAGUACCUCUUCCACGAGGGGCAGCAGAAGCGCUUCUGCAACACCACCUGCCUGAACAGCUACAAGAAGAAGAACACCCGGGUCUACCCCUGCAUGUGGUGCAAGACACUCUGCAAGAACUUCGACAUGCUGUCGCACAAGGACCGCAACGGCAAGACGAGCCUCUUCUGCUCCAUCUGCUGCACCACCUCCUACAAAGUCAAGCAAGCCGGCCUGACAGGGCCCGCCCGGCCUUGCAGCUUCUGCCGGAAGACUCUGCCUGAGCCCUGCUACUACAACAAGAACGAGCAGGUGGUGUACCAGUUCUGCAGCCCCAGCUGCUGGACCAAAUUCCAGCGCAACAGCCCGGAAGGUGGGAUCCACUUGACCUGCCACUCCUGCCACAACCUCUUCACUGGGAAGCCCGAGAUCCUGGACUGGCAGGACAAGGUCUACCAGUUCUGCUGCCGCGACUGCUGCGAGGACUUCAAGCGGCUGCGGGGCGUGGUGUCCCAGUGCGAGCACUGCAAGCAGGAGAAGCUGCUGCACGAGAAGAUGCGCUUCUCGGGCGUGGAGAAGAACUUCUGCAGCGAAGGGUGUGUGCUGCUGUACAAACAGGAUUUCACCAAGAACCUGGGCCUUUGCUGCAUCACCUGCACCUACUGCUCCCAGACGUGCCAGCGGGCCGUCACCGAGCAGCUGGAGGGCAGCACCUGGGACUUCUGCAGCGAAGAGUGCAAGGGCAAAUACCUGCUCUGGUACUACAAGGCAGCCCGGUGCCACGCCUGCAAGCGGCAGGGGAAGCUCCUGGAGACCAUCCACUGGCGAGGGCAGAUCAAGCACUUCUGCAACCAGCAGUGCCUGCUCCGGUUCUACAGCCAGCAGAGCCAGCCCAACCUGGACACCCAGAAGGGGCCUGAGAGCCUGCUGCACAGUCAGACCCCAGAGCCAAAGCAGCCCUCCUGCACCCCACCCCAAGCGGAGAGCAGUGCGGCACCUGCAAAGAACAGCCCAGCUGCUGUGGCCCCCGCUCCUCCGCUGCCGCUGCCGCCGCUGCCGGCCACUCCACGGAAGAACAAGGCCGCCAUGUGCAAACCGCUCCUGCAGAACCGGGGCGUCUCGUGCAGGGCAGAAGUGAAGUCCAAGGGCUGCCAGACAGAGGAUGACUGGAAGCCGCAGGUGGUCGUGCUGCCCAUUCCAGUGCCCAUCUUUGUGCCUGUACCGAUGAACAUGUACUGCCAGAAAGUACCCGUGCCUUUCUCCAUGCCCGUUCCGGUGCCUGUGCCAAUGUUCCUGCCGACCACGCUGGAGAGCACAGAGAAAAUUGUGGAGACCAUCGAGGAACUGAAGGUCAAAAUCCCUUCCAAUCCCCUGGAAGCCGACAUCCUGGCCAUGGCCGAGAUGAUCGCUGAGGCAGAGGAGCUGGACAAGGCCUCUUCGGAUCUUUGCGACCUGGUGAGUAACCAGAGUGCAGAAGGCCUCCUGGAGGACUGCGACCUCUUUGGGCCAGCCAGGGAUGACGUGCUGGCCAUGGCGGUCAAGAUGGCCAAUGUCCUGGAUGAGCCGGGCCAGGACCUGGAGGCCGAUUUCCCCAAAAACCCCUUGGACAUUAACCCCAGCGUGGAUUUCCUCUUCGACUGUGGCCUGGUGGGGCCGGAAGAGGUUUCCGCAGACCAAGACCUGCCCCGGGCCAUCCGCAAGGGCCAGAAGCGGCUGGUGCUCUCGGAGAGCUGCUCCCGGGACUCCAUGAGCAGCCAGCCCAGCUGCACGGCCCUCAACUACUCCUAUGGCGUGAACGCCUGGAAGAGCUGGGUGCAGGCCAAGUAUGCGGGGGGCGAAACCAGCAAGAGCGACGAGCUGCGCUUCGGCCCCAAGCCCAUGCGGAUCAAGGAGGACAUCCUGGCCUGCACGGCGGCAGAGCUGAAUUACGGCCUGGCCCAGUUUGUCAAAGAAAUCACCCGGCCCAACGGCGAGCGCUACGAGCCGGACAGCAUCUAUUACCUCUGCCUCGGCAUCCAGCAGUACUUGCUGGAGAACAACCGCAUGGUGAACAUCUUCACAGACCUCUACUACCUGACCUUUGUGCAGGAGCUUAACAAGACGCUGAGCGGCUGGCAGCCCACGAUCCUGCCCAACAACGCCGUCUUCUCCCGCGUGGAGGAGGAGCACCUCUGGGAGUGCAAGCAGCUGGGCGUCUACUCCCCCUUCGUGCUGCUCAACACGCUCAUGUUCUUCAACACCAAGUUCUUCGGCCUGCAGACCGCCGAGGAGCACCUGCGGCUCUCCUUCGCCAGCGUGGUGCGCCAGUCCCGCAAGCGCAGCACGGCCCGGGGCACCGCCAAGGUGGUGAGCAUCCGGUACUACGCUCCCGUGCGGCACCGGCAGGGGCGAGACAGCGCUGCCGGCGGCGGCACGGGUGGCCUCGGCAAGCGGAAGCGGGAGGAGGAGCUGCCCGUCCUGGAGCAGCGGGAGAACCGCCUGAACCCGCUGCGCUGCCCCGUCAAGUUCUACGAGUUUUAUCUCUCCAAAUGCCCGGAAAGCCUUCGGAACCGCAACGACGUCUUCUACCUUCAGCCCGAGCGGUCCUGCAUCGCCGAGUCACCGCUGUGGUACUCGGUCAUCCCCAUGGACAGAACCAUGCUCGAGAGCAUGCUGAACCGCAUCCUGGCCGUGCGCGAGAUCCAUGAGGAGCACAGCCGCGGCAGCGGCUUGGAUGACGACACGGACUGAGGGGCCUCGUCUCUCCGGGGCGGGCUGGGGCACCCCACACGCUGGGCAGAGCCGGGGGGUCUGUUGGUGUACCUCACUGCCCCUGCCCUGUCCGGGCCGACGGGCCCGUAGGACUCCAGCCACGGCCCUGGGAGGAGCCACGGGCCGCCCGCCGCCUCCUCGGAGUCCCGGCCCACCCUCCUCCCGGCCCUCUGGGGCCCGGUGGAGUGGCGGGUGGGCAAUGCCACAGGCUGCUCUUUGUUUGUGGAAGGGGUGCGGAAGCAUCCUGGUGGGCGCUGGGCCUCUGGGGAGCCCAGCAGGAUGGACACAAUCCUGUCUUCCUGCUCGCACGUCCCCUAGUGGGGGCUCCUGCUGCCGUGUCCCCCUUCCCUUCCCUUCCCUUCCCUUCCCUUCCCUUCC
Varanus komodoensis (Komodo dragon) is the source of this 4846-nucleotide messenger RNA. RefSeq names its product zinc finger MYM-type containing 3 (gene ZMYM3). The record is from RefSeq and is a predicted model, not a curated record. Gene Ontology annotation, molecular function: zinc ion binding. NCBI's taxonomy places the organism in Eukaryota, Metazoa, Chordata, Lepidosauria, Squamata, Varanidae. The coding region runs from base 140 to 4447 and encodes 1435 amino acids. The transcript is spliced from 25 exons.